Messenger RNA from Drosophila takahashii, 1013 nucleotides. It is a transcript of the gene CAH5, whose product is annotated as Carbonic anhydrase 5. Gene Ontology annotation, biological process: one-carbon metabolic process. The record is from RefSeq and is a predicted model, not a curated record. Gene Ontology annotation, cellular component: plasma membrane. NCBI's taxonomy places the organism in Eukaryota, Metazoa, Arthropoda, Insecta, Diptera, Drosophilidae. Gene Ontology annotation, molecular function: zinc ion binding; carbonate dehydratase activity.
UCUCCAACGUGAACGUAUCUGAAAUUUGAAAGUAGUUGCAAGUGAAAAGUUCUACAUACAAAAAUGUUCUUCUUUAGUUUCUGGUGGCUGCUAGCUGUUUGUGGAUGCACUUUUGCCUAUAUAGAAAUACCGGAGGCCUAUCUAGCUGCUAUAAGGCAGGAUCGGGCUGAUGAUCAGUCGGCGGGCGAGUACAACUACGAUAAUCAGGGUGAUGAUUGGACGGGAACUUGCCAAACUGGGGAAAGCCAGUCGCCCAUAGAUUUGAUUUUUGACGAUGCCAAAAUUGUGUCCAUUCCCCGCCUGCGUUUCAACUACUACGAUCAGCCAUUGCAAACGCCCCUCGUUAUUGUAAAUAAUGGACACACAGCGAACAUGGUUAUUCCUUUAACCCAAAGAGGCCAGCGAGCCUCUAUCAAUGGCAGUCUUUUGCCCGGGACCUUUGAGGCCCAGAGUGUUCACUUCCAUUGGGGAUACUAUCAUACCAAGGGAUCGGAACAUGCCAUAAACUUCGAGCGUUACGAUGUGGAAAUGCAUAUUGUACAUAAGAACACCAUAUACGAUACGAUGGGCGAGGCAACUCAGCAUCCCGAUGGUCUCGCUGUUUUGGGCGUAAUGUUCAGGGCUGUGAAUCGUCAAAGCUCACAGCAUUAUGGACUUAACAAGAUCUUCAACCAGCUGCCAAGAAUCGUGCAGUAUAAUACCAAUGCAACGAUAAUGGGAAGACUGACCGUUGGCCAGUUGUUGGGAAACAUUGUGACAGGAGAGUUCUUCACUUACAAUGGAUCUCUGACCACACCGGAUUGUGCCGAAUCUGUCACCUGGACUGUUUUUCCCGAUGUUCUUGACUAUCCAUACCGUCAGAUCGCAAGACUCUGGAAUCUAAAGGACUCGCGACAAAAACCUCUGGUCGACAACUAUCGCAGCCUUCAGGAUAUCAAUAAUAGAGAAGUCUAUUACCGAACUAUUUAAUAAAUAAAUACAUAUAUCAAGUUUCUGGUCAAAUUUCUGAAAAU